ACUUCCGCCGCUCGAUACCAACAUUAGUUCUGCCGCUGUUUGCAGAGGUACUUGAUAGCAUAGCUGUUGUGCUGCCCAGGCAUUUCUGUCACGACGACGCGACUUUCUGCACUACUUACCAUUCACCAUCCCCUAACUAACUAAGAUGGCCAGAACCCGAACCGGACGGAGUGAACAGUCAAUGAUCUGAGGACGGAAGCUUCGAAACUGUUCAUUGGACUCGGAAGGAAGAGGAUCCAGGACCAGAAGGUCUCAGACUGUAACCAAGGACCUCCUCAAACCCGCGGACGAGUUUUUAGCGACGAUGUUUAAAUGGAUGGUCCAAAACCAUCUGUCUCUCCUGCUGAAUUACUUUCACAGAUGCCGAAUACACUUGGAAAGAACGGUCGAGUUCCUGCCCCUCCUGAUGAUCUCAUCAGGCCGAUUAUUGAGGAUUUCGUGGCGAAGGGGUACAGUAACACCGAAAUCGUUUCCCGCCUACGCAAAUACUAUGAUACUGAUGCAUACAAUGUUUCGAUUGACCUCCUGAAAAAGCGGCGCUCUCAGUGGGGGCUGAAGUCCGCUCGUGGGCAAGCCCAUACCAUAGCAAGUAUUGGUCCUGCAAUCGAGCGAGUGCGAGCACGCUUCCCAAAGCAGGGUUCGCAUGACAUGAGGCAAACCCUCAUACACGAAGAAAAGAUUACCGUGUCAAGAAAGUUGAUUCUUCGCUACAUGAAUCUCCACCAUCAGGCAGAUGUUCAAGCUCGCAAGAGUCGACGCCUGAAGAGGAGUGUUUACUGGACCGCAGGCGUCAAUGAUAUUUGGGUAUUUGAUCAACACGACAAGUGGCGCCGGUUUCAGCUCUUCCUGCAUGUUGCGAUCGAGCCAUUCUCAGGACGCAUACUUUGGAUCAAGAUCUGGUGGACCAACCGUAACCCCCGUCUUAUUUGUGGAUGGUACUGUGAUACUGUACAAGCCCUUGGUGCUAUGCCCCUUGUAACCCAGAGUGACCCUGGAAGUGAAAAUAAUGGCAUUGCCAAUGGUCACACCUUACUUCGUCAUAUGCAAGAUCCAGCUCUUGCCCGCACUUUACAACACAAAUUCAAGGGCCAACAUCGCAACAUCAAGCCCGAAAUAUUUUGGAGCCAGUUACGACGACGCUGGACUCCAGGAUUCGAAGAUAUUCUAGAAUAUGGCUUCACCACAGGAAUCUAUAAUCCUGAUGACGCCUUGGAAAGGCUCGUUUUUCAUUAUAUAUUUAUUCCAUGGCUCCAGCAUGAGCUCGAUCUCUUUGCAGAAAGGUUCAAUCAUGUCAAACCUCGCCAUAAUAUCCACAAGAUCCUUCCGCACGGUCGUCCAAACGACAUAUUCUACCAUGCCGAAGAAUAUGAUUCUUGUGACUUCUCAGUGAAAGUUGACCAUUCUUCACUUGAUGCUAUGCGACAGAUAUACGCUCCUCCGGACCACCCUGUCUUUCUCCUCCUAGUUCCGCAAGAGUUUUCUCAACAAGCCUCCAUAUUCAUGGCGGAGCUUGGAUCACCUCCGGUAACUGGGGACAAUGUCUGGAAUGUCUAUGCUGACCUUCUGAUGUGUUUCCAAUCAAUUGAAUGGGAUGAAGGGAUUCGCAAACUUCUUGCGGCGCAACUCCCACUUCCUUGUGAUGGGGACAACCUUAUUGGCUCCGAGGACUUACCUAUUGUAGAUUUUCCGCCGUUUGUUGAAGGUAGUGGUCCGGGCAGUGAUAUG
Suillus discolor is the source of this 1725-nucleotide messenger RNA. RefSeq lists its product as uncharacterized. The transcript is spliced from 8 exons. NCBI's taxonomy places the organism in Eukaryota, Fungi, Basidiomycota, Agaricomycetes, Boletales, Suillaceae. The annotation marks the transcript as partial. The record is from RefSeq and is a predicted model, not a curated record.